Messenger RNA from Aaosphaeria arxii CBS 175.79, 1104 nucleotides. RefSeq names its product nuclear protein SNF4. Bases 1 to 1104 code for a protein of 367 amino acids. The record is from RefSeq and is a predicted model, not a curated record. Lineage: Eukaryota; Fungi; Ascomycota; Dothideomycetes; Pleosporales. The transcript has 6 exons.
AUGUCUGGUGCAGACACAGCCGACCCCACGACGCCGGCGCCGCCGCCCAAUACCGUUAACGAGGAUGCUCUGGGUCACCAGCCAUCUUUCGUUGCGCCGCGGACGUACUUGUCGCAGACGAGACCGCCUCAAUCGCCACAGAUGCUCUCGCCGAUAGAUAGAGAGCAAAUGGAGGGCUUGAGGAUCAUACGUGCAUUUCUCAAGGUCCGGAGAAGUUACGACGUGCUUCCAUUGAGCUUUCGCCUGAUCGUGUUCGACACGGCACUGCUGGUGAAGAAGAGUCUCAACAUCCUGAUUCAAAAUGGCAUUGUCUCGGCGCCGCUUUGGGACUCAAAGUCGUCCACCUUCGCUGGUCUCUUGACGACGUCAGACUACAUCAACGUCAUACAGUACAUAUGGCAGAACCCCGAUGCGCUCGGGCAGGUGGAUCAGUUCCGGCUCGACAGCCUUCGAGAUAUCGAGAAAGCGAUUGGAGUGCAACCCAUUGAGACCGUGUCGAUCCACCCGGACCGACCCCUCUACGAAGCAUGUCGGAGAAUGCUCGAAUCGCGAGCGCGGCGCAUUCCGCUGGUGGACAUCGACGACGAGACGCAUCGUAACAUGGUCGUCAGCGUCAUCACACAGUACCGCAUCCUGAAAUUCGUCGCGGUCAACGUCAAGGAGACGCAGAUGCUUCGAAAGCCGCUGCGAGAGCUCCCGCAUGUUGGAACCUACGAUAAUCUCGCGACGGCGCAUAUGGACACGCCGGUAAUGGACGUCAUCCAUAUGCUAGUUAAGAAAAGCAUUUCCAGCGUUCCCAUUUUAGACAAGGAUGGCACCGUGAUAAACGUAUUCGAGUCCGUCGACGUCAUCACGCUCAUCAAAGGCGGAGCCUACGACGACCUCAAUUCGACCGUAGGCGACGCCCUCCUGAAACGAUCAGACGAAUUCCCCGGCAUCUACACCUGCUCCAUGCAAGACAACCUCGCGACGAUAUACGACACGGUCCGCCGCUCGCGCGUCCACCGCUUCAUCGUCAUCGAUGAGGAGAGCAAACUAAAAGGCGUCCUGACGCUCAGCGACAUCCUCGAACACACCCUCCUGGAGGGAGAGGAGGACGAAUAG